This is a messenger RNA of Biomphalaria glabrata, 11981 nucleotides long. RefSeq names its product protein unc-79 homolog. The coding region runs from base 391 to 7380 and encodes 2329 amino acids. Gene Ontology annotation, molecular function: protein binding. The record is from RefSeq and is a predicted model, not a curated record. NCBI's taxonomy places the organism in Eukaryota, Metazoa, Mollusca, Gastropoda, Planorbidae. The transcript is spliced from 54 exons.
GAUAUAUAUUUUUAUGAAUGAAUCCUAGACUAGAUCAAAUCCUAGUAAUAGCUGUAGUCUAGCUAGAAAUCUAGAUCUAGAUGUGUUGUUUUCUAACCUACAGAUUAUACCAAUAACUUAACAAUAAUCUAAAUCUAUGGUUGAUCUAGAUAAGAUCUACUCACAACUCACAUCUAUGUUAAUGUUAUAAUAUUACACUUACAGUACUUACACUACUUACAGUUACAGUACACUAUUACUAUUAUCACUAUACUCUAUAGUCUAUAGUACUCUAUUAGAGUCUAUACUGUCUGUAGUGACUAUAACAAGGAAAGUGUUAAAAGCAUAAACAUGAAGACAUAGAAAUUCGAUUCAUAUUUGGUGUCAGACUUCUAUAGAUCUCAAACUGUCAUGGCAACAAGAGCUGCGACUUUUACAUCUAAAAUAAGAAAUUUAAAGGAAUACCAUUACAAAAUUAUCAACAAUGUGGCUCCUUUGCCCACUGGAAUAGAUAUAGCAAAUACACUGAAGUAUUUCUCACAGACUCUCCUUAGUGUUUUGAAAGAUGUUCCCAGCAUACCUGUUGAAAAUUAUGGGCUGCGACAAAAAGACAGUGUGAGAUUGUCUAUUUUUCCAACUUUGAACUACUCUGGUCUGUACCAAGCUGUUCUCAGCAUUCUUGAUUUGGUGCCAACAAUACAGAUUGGACAACUUGCUUUAGGUGAAGCCGUUCUCAAUGUCCUUGGUUGGUUAGUACCAUUUUUAGAGCAUGAUCUUUUGGAUGCUCUCCCAUACACUGUGGCCACCACUUUGGCCAUAUUUCCUCCUACUCUGCACAAAGAUACCAUUGACCUUCUGUGUACAAGUCUCCUUCCCAUGACUCUGAGCUCUGAUGACUGUGAGGAGCCAACUUAUGCCAGUGAAUCAGCAGCUGCCAUUAUAACUAUGGUUUUUCAACACACAGAAAAUGGAGCAUUUCAUUCCCAAAUCCUGGAGUGCUUCAUGAGUCUGAAAAGAAAUGUUAUAAAGGAUGUCCUAAGUAUUAUAGCCUAUGGACCACCAUCAGCUAAGUCACCAGCAGCUCACCUCUUGUUCUAUUACUGGCCACAGUUGAACCCUGCACUCAGUGACAGGAGGGGCAUCCACUACAAAUAUUGUGCCAUGGAAUUCCCAGCUUGGCCAGCUAUUUUAUGUCAAAGAAAAGGAUGCAUAAAUGAAGGAAACUGUCAGGCAGUUAAAAUGUGCAUCAAUCCAGCUUUAGCCAUUCACUCUGGAGACUCACCACCACCACUGUACAUCUGUAGCGACUGUGCACAGACUUUAAAGAAAGAUCACGGUGGAUACAUGGUUGACCUGCUGAUGCCCAUGCCACAUGUUUCUUCAGUUUGUGAAAAUAAGAACUGCAAGUCAUCUCAAAACAUUGCAGUUUGUACAUGCUUUUCAAUCGACUGUGCCAGCUUCAACAGUAACCGACCAAUUAGAUACUGCAGUUCAUGUCAUGAAAGACGCCAUGGCUCAAGUGGCUCCAUUAACCACAUCUACCACACAAGCAUCAUAGACAUCUGGAGCUGUAGUCCAGAGUUACAGAGAUAUUUGAUGGAUGCCAUUGUUAGCCUUUUGAAAGAAGCCACACCCAUCGGUACAAAAAGGAUGGUUGAAAUGGGGGAGGACUUGCGCCGAAUGACAGAUGAGGAAGAGAAUUUUGAUGUUGACGAUGCCGGAGAAAGGAAACUUCUCAGUCGUUAUGGAAUUUGGUUGUUAGUAGAGCUUUGUAAACCAGCUGAAGAUAUACCUAUUGAGGUGCUUGGCCGUCUGUUAGGAAUGCUGUUCCAGUGGUUUGAUGCCACUGCCUAUCUCCCAGAUGACAACAUAGGAAAUGCUAUAGAAAGACUUAAACCUGAGUACAUCCACAACUGGUUGCAGGAAGUCAUGAAGACUCACUUUGAGGUGAUAGUUUCUUGUUUACUGCCUCAUCCUGUUGAAUAUUCAAGAGUGGGAGGAUUCUGGGAUAAUUUAUGCACAAGAACAACUCAGAUUAAGGAAGGACUCAAUUGCUUUUUUUGUCUGGUGCCCUAUGAUGUCAUCACAUUUGAAAUCUGGGACUAUGUUAUGCCCUACUGGCUGGAAGCUAUACGCACAGAAGUACCAGAAGAUGAUUUGCAUGAGCUGAAGGUUUUAUUAAGCAAAGCCUUUGACAUUGACAUGUGUCCUCUUCCUUUUACUCUUGUGAAAAUGUACAACUUCAUCAGUGAUAGAUUUGAUGAUUGCAGUGCAGCUGUGAUGGAGCAAGCUCUUCAGUGGUUACAGAUCUUGUCCAGGCUUGACAUUGUUAUUCCCAUGCAUCAAAUUCUAAGAAUGUUUAAGUGUGGUGUGGACAAAAUCAGCACAGACUCUGAUGUUGCUGAUCUGCUUCAGCAUACUCACUCCAUACUGACCCCUGGGUCUCCAAUACGAGAGCAUGCUGCACCUCUUAGCCCUGAAAGAUUCCCACAUAUACCAGAUCCUUGUGAGCUGUAUGACAGAGAAUCUGAAUUGGUUCUUCCUUGUUUCAUAAUGAUGUUGGAUCUCUGUCUAAAACAGAUGGAGUUACAGGAAGCGCCGCAACAUUUAGGCAUCUACAAUGAGACCAGCAGAGAAGUUAUGGCGUUGUUGACUUGUAUGCUGUGUAAAAAAUGGGAUGGCCAGCACACAUGUGACACAGAAACUAAGCGUGUCAACUGCACAUACUGUCAAAACAUUGCUCUGUGGCACCAGUUGUCUGCCCAGCUGAUGGAGCACGUAUGUCCUAGAGAUCCUCUGAAAAUCCCCAGUAAAGAGCUGCCCAAACUGGACGACUUAAAACAUCAGACAAUCACAGAAGCUCAAAAUGAAAGCAAUGAUCAAGAUGAGGAGAAAGAAGACCCAGUGUUUGAUACAUCCACAAUGCCUAUGUACCUACAACUAUAUAAUGCUCUACUUGAGAGUUUAGUCAGUGUGACAGAUGUUGAUGCCCUGUUUGCUGUGUUGUCCUCAUUGACAUACCUCAUACUCCAUGGAGAAUGUCUCAACUACACCAUCAAUCAGUAUACACAGUUUAUCACGCUAUCCUUUCGAAGAAGAUUUAUUCCCAAUUUAUGGAAGCAUGUGCAGACGGAGCAUUCCCAACUGGCCACUUUAUGUGUCCCUCUGUUGCUCCACUGUAUAACACUGCCCACUGGCUCUCAAAUACUGUGGAGUCUUGUGGAGCAGGACUUUGGACAUGAUGAUUGGAAAGCAAGGUUUGCUGCAGUUGAGAAAAUUACAGUAUUCGCCAGAUGUUUAGAACCAGAGGUCUUCAGAAACAACCAAAUUAUAAUGACCUCAUUAGCCCAUGCAUUCUGUCAUUUGAUUGGUUCAGUUGAAGACAUCAAUGCUUCUGUUGCUCAAAGGGCAAUCAUGUUCUUGGAAACUAUUCGGCCUAUAGCCCUUAAGUGUUUAGUCAGCUGCCUGGAGUUUCAGUUUGAUUCAGUGAUUGAAGAUAGGUCACUUAUACUGCAUAGGGUCCAACUUUUAGAAACUGCACUCAGAGAUGUCCAAAUUCUCAGCUGGGAAUUCUUUUUGUGCCGCUUUGACACUUUAUCUCUGGAAGCGCAGGUAGACUUGGAGAGCUCAGGAGACAUUCCUUAUCCCACAGAUUUGACCAGCAGUGACCGGCAUAGUGAACUUUUUCUGAAAAAACUCAACCGUGCCAGGUUUGCUUUAGCCAGGACAGAUAGUGUUCGGUCUGUGAGUCAAAGCAUGAAAGGGAAGCCACCAUACAGGCGAGCCAUAUCUGUACCUCUUCAUCUAAUUACUAAAGGAGUUAAUCCACCAAAGUUGGAAAGAGAGAAAUCUUGUGUCCGCCAGUGGUCUGCUCCACAGUUCAGUCUGCCUCGUCGAAUGCCCACAAAACUGAACUUGGGGAACUUUGGAUCAAACAUGUUUCCAGGAGGCCAACUUAAAGAAUUCACAGAUGAGGAAAGUAAUUUUGCAGCCCUUCUUCAAAGAGCUAUGGAUUUAGAAGGGGUUGAUCGAGAUACAGUUUAUCAGCUUGUAGCACUUCUAAUGAUGUUCAUGGUGCAGUGCAAUGAACAUGAGGAAGGAGAAGACACUCUCAGCUCGUAUGACAGCAAAGCUCAGAACAUCGUUCUGCGACAUCUGAAUGUGCUGUUGGGUUAUAACCAGACGGAGAAAUCUUUCAGUGUUCCUCCAUUUAAACUGAGAUCCUCUGCUGUUUUUAAUGCUUUCCUUAGCGGAGUCAUGUUUGUACUAGAUCGAAACUUCAAACUUGGGUACGUGAUACUUCCCAUCACAUUGUUGGUUCUCCAGUACUGUCCUUCACCCCAGCGCUACGCUUCGGAUUACCAACCACCUACCUAUACUCUGUGGUAUCUGGAACCACACUCCAGAAUAUCUUGGCUGAAGUCACUGCUGGUCAUUCUUUACAAGUAUCAGAUCAGCACAUCUCCUCGUUCAGCUAUAAUUCAGACUUUGAUCCAGCUGGUCAUCAACACAGUUAGCGCACAACAUCACAGGUGUCGAAACUCAGAGGAUGGAUUCCCGCCUCCUACACCUACAGUUCAAAGAAACCUGAGUAAAAUUUCUGUCAGUGAUUUGGAGAACAUUCAAGAGACAGAUACCCCACCGCAGUCUCCUUCUAGUCAGAAACAGGACACAGGAGAUAUUGGAGGCUCUAUGGAUGUCAGAUCACAUCCAUCUAGUGGAGUUGUUCAUUAUUUCAAAAGUAGCCAGUCCCAUGCUGAUGAGAGUAGUGAAGGUAUCCCCUCUGAUGCUGAAUGGACUCCACCAAACUCCUUCACAUUUAGGAGAGAAGGUGCAAGAAUGGUCAAAGAGAGACAACCUCGUAGACUGAUUGAAUUCUCUGAACCAGAGUCAGCUGAUGAUGACUCAAAAGAUAAUACUGAACGAAGUGAUGCUCCUUUGUUGUCCCAUAAGACAAAGAUUGCAGCUUCUGUGGACAAAAAGAUGGCGCAGCAGUUGAGAGAGUUUUCAGUGUCUUCCCAACACACGGCACUUCAUACCGCUCUGGGUCAAGUCAACAUGGCAGGUCCUUCUCACAGUGGGCCAAUCACUGGCAGUGCGGCUACACAAGGGUCGAGAGAACCUGGUACAACCUCUGAUCACAGUCGUGACGGUGUGUCUGAUGACACUUCUGAUGAUAGUGACAAAACGCAGACAAGUGAAGGAGAUUCUGCUGGGGAAGCAGCAUCAGAGGAACAAAAAGAUGACAUAAGUGAAAAAAAAGCAAGCCUGAUUCUGAAGCCAAAUUUCCGUCAACGGAGGCCACGAAAAACUGGAUUAACAACAAUUGACUUUCAGAAAAAGUUCCCAGAAUUAAGAGAGGAGAAUCACCCUCAGGAAGACAAUGUGCAGCAGACUAGAUCUACUGGUCGCAGGUCAAGAAAAGCAGAACUGUUGGCCAAACAAAACAACCCAAAGAAAACUACAGCUAAUCGUCACAGUGAGAAUGUUAUGGUUGAACGUUGCAGCGAGUGUAACGCUAUCCUAGAGCAGUAUGAUGAUGAAACCAUUGGUCUUUGUAUCAUUAAUUUGGCAACUUUUAUUCACCGUGAACCUGGCCUGGCAACUCCUAAAAUGUUGGAUAUGCUGCAAUGUGCUGCCAGCAUUGCCUCAGGAAGUCAAUAUUCUUGGCAAGCUGAAAGCAACAUCAUAAUCCCAGGUAACAGUGUCAGUAUUGCCCGGCAGUUUCUUCGCUGUGUUCUACAUCAGCUUGCUCCCAAUGGAAUAUUUCCGAUGCUGUUUCAAAGCAAUAUGGAAGAUCCUCAUUUCUGGAAGACAAUGGCAGCAGCUUUGCUUGACUUCAGUGAGCUGCCAUCCCAUGCUCCUCUACAGUACCUUCUUGAAGGCUUAAAUGAAUGCAAAAAUUUAGCUCAAGAUACAAUCAUGCUUCUUUUGAAUAACACCUCGACAUACUUAAACUGUGUGUCUUUGGAAACACCUGUUCCCACCUGGACAGCCAUCUUGGCCCACUUUGACACAUUCCUACGUCGCCUGCCAUCAGUUCUUCCAAGCCCUUGUGACACAGCCCCGAUAAUGAAGAUCAUUAUUACAUUGCUGAAAGUGUCCUGCAUUGGCAGUGUCAGAAGCAUUUUGGAGCCAUUUUCUAAGAUACUCAGUUUUGUGAUCCAGAAUUGCAGUUUUAAACUGCAGCAGUUGUUGGAUAUUUGUUCCUUGUGUAACAGAGCACUCAGCAGAGACCGAGACAAAAUGUUUUUGACAAGAACUGUGAUUUAUGAAUUGGUCCAAGCUUUGAAGUUCAAGUCAAGUAUACCCGAUGAGAAUUUGCUCCUCUUAGUUCAGUUUGUUGUAUUGGACGCAGGCGGCACCUUGUCCCUGUACAACUCCUCAGUGACAGAGACCAGUGCACUUUACAGUACCCAAUCACCAUCCAUGGUUACAACCUGUGCGUCUGAAGCUAUGAGACCAAACCUGAAUGACUGCCUGGAUUUCAUCGCUGAUCUUCACACUAUCACAAAAAUAAAGACUAACAUGAAGGUAGCUGGAGCCAGUCUCAAUGAGGAUACUCUUGGCAGUCAGCUCAAAUCUGGCAUUUCUCAAUAUCUCUCUCUUGAAAUAACCCGAGGGAAUGGUAGGGACAAUCGAGCUAUAACCAGAUAUCUUCCAUGGUUGUACCACCCUCCAUCUGCCAUGCAACAAGGUCCUAAGGAGUUCAUCGACUGUAUAGGUCACAUACGACUGAUGUCAUGGCUUCUCAUUGGAUCUUUAACUCACACUGCCAUCACAGAAGGAUCUGCUCCUAUAUCCUGUCUUCCGAUUCCUCUAGAGGCCAGCUGUCAUAUUGCUGAUCACAUAAUGGUUAUAAUGACAGGAUUUGCUGAGCAAUCUAGUGCUUCAGUUCUGCAUAUGUCUUCCUUGUUUCAUGCAUUUAUUUUAUGUCAGCUCUGGACAAUGUACAGCGAGUCAGCUGCAGCAUUACAUUCUCAUGGCAGUGAACAACAUUACAUGGCUUCAGCUACCAUUAUGGAUUUUUGGGCCAGAGUGACCCCUGGGAUACUUCAACUGUUAUCUCACUCUAAAGUGGAUAAAUCUAUAUUGGAGCUAGCAGAGAUGGUGAAUCUUCACUUUUUAGGCCUGAUGGAGGCUCUUCAAGAAUGUAACUCUUCAGUAUUGGCUAAACUCUUCCCGAUGUGGACAUCCAUUUUAUUUGCUUAUCACUCGCAGCUUCCAGGUCACCUUCAGGUGAGGUUACAGAACUGCCAGUACUGGGAGCCCCCACACCCAACUAAAGACCAGACAUCGUUUAACUCUUCCAUUCUCCUGACCUGGUUGAAGAGAAUUCAGUUCAAGUUGGGACAGAUUGAAGUCCAGUCCUCAGCAGCCACUCAGAUAUACAUUGUCUAGAUGUUGUUGUUCAUUGUCAAGUUAUACAAAAAAGCUUUGACAGAAUGUAGUCCAUUUAUCAACAGCCACUCAGAUAUGUAUACUGUAUAGAUGCUUAUUUGUUUAGUUGUGACAUAAAUUAUAUGUUCUUGGUGAAAUAAUAAUAAUGUAUGUACAUUUAUUUAAAACAUUUUUGAAGUCUAUAAGCUCUAUUGAAAAUAUUUGUAGGACUUCUUUUGGAACCCCAUAACUAUAGUCAACUAAAUUAAUAACAUUAGAUUGAAUGCUGUUGAACUCUAUACUGUAUAUAGUUAGUUAUCACAAACCAAUUACCAGCUUAAGUAACAAACUCAGUUUAACAGCAUUCUGAUUCAUUUAAUUAAAUGUUGAUAUUUCAGUGUCUACUUAUGGUCAUGAGACUUUUUUGAGAAUCUCACUGUUGAAUCUCAUUGUCCUUUUUUUUUUGUUUCCAAAAGAGAUUUUUAUAAUUCUGUGAUUUUCUGUACGUCAAGAGUCGCAUUGCCUGGUGAUUAAAAGAAUCUCUAUCAAGAACUUAGCCAAGUGAUUAAAACUAUCAGAUCAGUUUCCUUAUAAGUACCAUUAAAUUUAUAUAUAUAUACAGAAUACAGAUCAAAUAGUCUCUAACAGAUGCAGAUGUUAUAAUUUAUAGAGCCAAAAAUCAAAUUCAUAUUAUAGAUAUCCAAAAAAAAAAAAAUCCAAACAAUGUGCUAAUGCUCUACUUCUAUGACUUAAUGUCAUACUAGCAUUGCCUGGUAAUGUACGCUAUGUUAUGGUAAUACAUUUUGAGUUUGUCUAUAACAAUUAGGCAACAAGAAAGCAUCGGUCAGUUGUUUUUUAAUAAAAAUUUUAACCGAGCUUUGUAAAAUAAGUUGACUCAGGCAAUUUUUGUGUGUGGCAAUAUUUAGGAAUUUUUUAUCAAGUAUAGACUCAACAACUAACAGAUCUUUUGUCUGUCCCUGAUCACCCUUCUUGGAAAUGUGCAAUCAACAGAUUUACAAAUAUAUAUUAUCCUGUUCAAGUGAUCUGUUUUGUGCCUGUCAGGCUUAUACAGCAACAGUAGUACAGCUGCUUACAAGCUGUGAGUUCAAUAGAUGGGACACUUUAUUGUGCACCACUUUUAAAUAUGUAUUUAUAUAUUUAUAAUUAUUUCUAGUCUUAAAAUGUGUGCAAUUUUUAAAUUUAUUUAAGCAUUUUUAAUUAUUAUUUUUUUAUUUGUAAUAAGAAUUUAAUAAGAAAUGUAUUCUGUUUCAGUAGAUAUAUUUAAGCCACUUUUUGUAGCCAGAAUCACAUUUUUAUUUUGAAGUGUGCUUUGAACCUUUACCAUUGUCAUAUUCAUAUAUACAGAAGCAGCAUUUGUUCUAAGAGCCAGUCUAAAUUAGUGAAGCCUGCAGAUUGAACAAGUUUUAAUGGCAAUACCUACAAAUUUCCCCUUUACUUGUUAUGGACAAUUGAGAAGAGACACUUAAGUAUUUUUAACUAUGUGUCCUUUGUACCAUUGUGUUCACAUUGCAUUAGCACUAAACUAGAUAUAAAUUUUAAAUCAGUGCUGAUAAGUGGAUGAGGUGCAAAAAAUCUGUCCGAAAAUCCAAUGCAUUCUUCUCUACAAAUAAAGUUCUAAAUUAAAUUAAGGAACAUAUCUUAUUAGCAUCAUUAUGUUUUUCUGUAUUGGGAUUAUUUAGUAAUUUUUAUAACCACAGUAAAACCGCUAAUAAAAUACUAUAUUUAAAGACAUUUCAGGAAAGAAGUUUAGAUGAUGUAGCUCUACUAUUGAACAAUAAACUAUAGCAUUUAAAAAAAAACAACUCUCAUUUAACAAAAGAUGGACUGGCAUGUUUCGUUUCUUUUUUAAUAUUUUUUUUUAUUUAUUUAAUAGUAUAUUGAUAAUAUAAUACAUGUAAGUUAAUAAUUUUUACUCAUUUAGUAAUAUUCAGUUAUUUACUUGCAUGCUUUAGUGUCAAUGUAAUUUCCUUUUUUAUUUUUGUUAUAUUUACCUUUGUCACAAAUUCUAAACUCUAAGAUGUGCUUCAUAGAGUUACUAUAAUAUAAAAAUAGUUGUUUCCUGUUAGCACAGAAUGAGUGCUGAUGGAAUACAUAGUAGGUUACGCUUGGUCCUCUCUUUUUACAAUUGAAUGUUACGAUCAUUAGGGUCUUCAAAGCCAGCCAUUUGCUUCUUUAUAAUGUAAAAUUGAAUGGCACUAUGUGAAAAGGCCAACAAUUAAAUGUAACUUUUGUUACUCCUUGGGCUCCUGUUUUAAAGAUCACUAGCCACCAUUCUGUAAAUACUCUUAGUAUAGCCUUUAAUUAUAGUCUUAUAAUAUUUAUGUAAUGUCAUUACAGGGUUGCCAGAACAAAAGAUCCUGGUUAGGGUCUAAAAUUCCAGAUUCUAAUGUAGCCAAAAAUAAAGAUCAUUUCCCAAUGUUUAUUUAUUGUUAUAGGUGGCUGAGUGAUAAAGCACUUUGCUUCCAACACUGAGAGGUCCUAGGUUCAAAUCUCUGACUGGGAUUUUUAGGGCGCCCCUGAGUCCACCCAACUCUAAUGGGUUAGCUUCUAUACAUUCAUUCUAAGUGCAGUCUUGAACAGUACACAAACUAGUGUGCACAUUCUGUAUUAUGUGGAUGGGGGUGUGCAAGCCAGAGUUAUAACACUGUCUCCUCUUUAAACUGUUUGUCCAGACAGGAUUUGAAGGUUUGUCAUCACAGGUGGAGGUCGAUAGGUGUGAGCAACAAUUGGUUGAGAUCAUGUACUUGACAGAGUCAGCCAUGUUGCUUUCUGUUAUCUUCUCCUCUUUCAGUUGGUAUUUCGACCAAGGGAUGAUUAAGCUGUUGACUGGUCUUUCUUGAUGUCUGUAUUGGUGGAUGUUUGAAACUCAUUUCAGGUGUUGCGUUUAUGGUCAUGUUCUACUACUCAUCACCUGUCUAGCUCUUUUAAUGGAAGAACCCAUGACAGUUUGCAGACGUGAUGUUGCUGGCUUCUUGGUAGUCAUAAUAACUCCACAGCUUUGGGUGCCACUUUAACUUUCUUCCAUUAUUUUGCACUUGUGUCAUAGCCACACAAGUAAACCUGUUUUCCAGAGUCAGCUUUCAGCACUUGUCUUUCAUCUGCAGUGUAGGAAAGUGCAAAAUGUCUAUAUUGUUCUUCUACCAUGUACCCUAUUCUGUCACAGGCAAUGUCUAAUUCAUUUACUCUGUGUUGGCCUUAGUUGAGGCCCAUUUUCAGUCAUAUUGUGAAAUCAAAGGUAACGCAUCAGAGAUGGUCUUCAGGCUCUCAUGCUUUGAGUUUUCUUUAUAGACAAUGGUGGAUAGAGGUCUUUAAGAUCCAUAGUAACAGGCUUCGACGCAGACCCAAUGUUGAUCUGUCUGGCUGAUUGAGGUACUACUAGCGCAGCGGUUCUCAACCUUUUAUGCUCGGCGACCCCUUUUUUGCAAACCCCCACUCUGACUCGACCCCCACACACACACAUACAACAAUAGACAAAAACAAUCCAUAUUUUCUAUGGUCUUAGGCGACCCCUGGCAAAUCGUCAAUCGACCCCAAAGGGGUCGCGACCCACAGGUGGAGAACCCCUGUACUAGCUGGUGCAUCUGUAGCCAAACCCUCAGUCAGAUUAUAGGUUUCUUCUCUCAUUGCUUCAUCUCUUUUCUAUCCAGCUGGUACUUAUGAACUACUUAAUAAUCAUUUACUGGAAUGGAAAUAUUAUCUUCUUGAUACUGUCUAGAAAAUGUCUCUCUGGUCCUCGCAACACUGACCUAAUUUAUCUUUUGACCAUUUUCUAACAAUGUCAUAAGAUUUUGUCCUAGGAUUUAAAAAAAAAUCUAUUUUGCUAUCUAUAGCUGCAAUAUAUUGUUUUUGUGAUAAAACCUCAAUUGCACGUUGGUACGUUUUGUUACAUAGUACUCUACCAAUGGAGACUUUGAAAAAUUAGAAAAACAUAUUGUUUGGUAACUAUUUCAUAGUCCGCUCUUUUUGCAGGAGUAACAUCAGGGUGUAGAGUCUGAAGUCAAGUCUAUGUGAAUGAGUAAUUGUGCAAAGAUUGAACUGGAUCCUAGAAUUGGUGUGGGAGAAAGAACAUGUUUACCAGACAGACAGAGUUGAUAUAAGCUUUGUAAAAAAAAAAAAAAAAAAAAAAAAAAGACUUAAAAAUUGCAGAAAUAAAAAACAAGAACAUAGCAUAAUAUCUGAGUGAAAAUGAAAGCCCACCAAUAGUUCAAGAUCUAUUGUAUCUCAUCAGGAAAAUAAUGACUAAUAUGUAAAUCUUGAUCUAGCUUUAAACUCGAAUGGCAUUUUUAUUUACUUUGAGUGGUUUAAAAAAACAACAUUGUCAAUAAUACGAAAUCCAUUUUUUAAAUAAUCAUGUGGCAACCCUGGGCUUCAAUUUUAAUGUUAUUUACAGUUGUGUAUUCUUAUUAUAAUGAAAGUUUUUUUUACGGAUUUGCUUUGUAUUUUGUUUUAAUGAAACAGUAUUUAUGUUUAUCUGUGAUGUAAUUUUUCUAAGGUAAAUUAUGUUUUAGAAUUUUCCAUUGCAUUGUGAUAGGUAUUUGAAAUAUUUGUGUUUGGUCAAAAUCUUUCAUUAAUAUACACUCAAAACUUCAUGUAUCAAUUAA